Messenger RNA from Glycine soja, 2369 nucleotides. RefSeq names its product cationic amino acid transporter 9, chloroplastic-like. Lineage: Eukaryota; Viridiplantae; Streptophyta; Magnoliopsida; Fabales; Fabaceae. The record is from RefSeq and is a predicted model, not a curated record. Bases 240 to 1976 code for a protein of 578 amino acids. Gene Ontology annotation, cellular component: membrane. Gene Ontology annotation, biological process: transmembrane transport; amino acid transport. The transcript has 9 exons. Gene Ontology annotation, molecular function: amino acid transmembrane transporter activity.
GUCAAUUAUUUAUUUUGUUAUGGUAAUAAUUUUCUCUCCCGUUGAAUGAACUUCCUUUGUUUUGUCACAAUCUUUCUUCUAUAUGCAAAUUUUGCAUCCACUCUUUAUUUUUCUGGUUAAUAGAGAGAAAGCAAAACAGUGAGUGCACCAAAACCCAAUCCAAAAUCUCUAUGAAUCUAUAGUCAUUUUUGUUUCUUCCAAUUUGACCUCAUUUUCGCGCUAAAUCUUCGUUCUUCGCCAUGAGAAUUGGUUCUCCUUCUUCUUCUUCCUCUUCCUCCGGUUGUUCGCGUUUCUGGUCCUCGGCGCUCCGAUCAAAGCGCCUUAUGUCGCCGGCGGAGAAGGCCGCCCGCGAAAGCUCCGACCUCGGCCUCUCCCGCCGCCUCGGCGUCCUCGACCUCGUACUCCUCGGAAUCGGCGCCUCCAUCGGCGCCGGCAUCUUCGUCGUCACCGGCACCGUCGCCCGCGACGCCGGACCCGGAGUAACAAUAAGUUUUAUACUUGCGGGAGCAUCGUGCGUUAUAAAUGCUCUCUGUUAUGCUGAACUAGCUACCCGAUUUCCUGCUGUUGUUGGAGGAGCAUAUCUGUAUGCGUACACAGCUUUUAAUGAACUUACAGCUUUUCUUGUUUUUGGACAAUUGAUGCUUGACUAUCACAUUGGGGCAGCUAGUAUAGCGAGAAGCCUAGCCAGUUAUCUAAUAAAUAUUCUAGAACUCUUCCCUGUUUUCAAAGAUAACAUUCCAAAAUGGAUUGGGCAUGGUGAAGACAUUGGAGAUGUGCUAUCCAUCAAUGUCUUGGCUCCAAUUCUGCUAGUUCUUCUGACUUUUAUUCUCUGUCGGGGUGUUCAAGAAUCGUCUGUUGUGAAUUCUCUUAUGACAGUGACCAAGAUAAUCAUAGUUAUCAUUGUCAUUUUUGCUGGAGCAUUUGAGGUUGACGUUUCCAACUGGUCUCCCUUUGCUCCAAAUGGUUUAAAAGCCAUAUUUACGGGAGCUACUGUAGUCUUCUUUGCUUAUGUUGGAUUUGAUGCAGUUGCAAAUUCUGCUGAAGAAUCUAAGAGGCCUCAGCGGGAUUUGCCAAUAGGCAUAAUAGGAAGCCUCUUAAUAUGUAUUGCAUUGUACAUUGGAGUUUGCCUGGUGAUUACUGGAAUGGUUCCAUAUAAUCUUCUAGGAGAAGAUGCUCCUUUGGCUGAAGCUUUUUCGUCUAAGGGAUUAAAAUUUGUUUCUAUUCUGAUUAGUGUUGGUGCUGUUGCUGGACUUACAACAACACUCCUUGUUGGUCUAUACGUUCAGUCUCGGCUAUAUCUUGGGCUUGGCAGGGAUGGCUUACUACCCUUAGUAUUUGCUAAAGUCCACUCCAAAUACCACACCCCUGUUCAUUCUCAGAUCUGGGUUGGCUUGGUUGCCAGUGUUUUGGCUGGGCUAUUUAAUGUUCAUGUGCUCUCUCACAUUCUUUCCGUUGGUACACUGACUGGCUAUUCGGUUGUCUCAGCAUGUGUUGUCGUUCUUCGCUGGAAGGAUAAGACAAAUAGUCAAGUGUCAUCUUCUGCUGAGCGGGAAGGCAUAAUUUGCCUCAUUGCUGUUGCUCUUUGUGGAUUUGCUAGUGGGCUCUUGUACCGAUAUGAUGCUUCAUUUAUUUUUCUGAUUCUGGCUUUAGUUAUUGCAGUUGGUGCUUCAGCUGCUCUUGUUUUCCGCCAGAACACAUUGAUGGUUGUAUGUGUCAAGUACACGAAACGGAGAGGCAAUCUCAAGGUUUAUGCAGAUGCACCAGGGUUUUCUUGCCCAGGGGUUCCCCUUCUGCCAAAUAUUUGCAUCUUUUUUAACAUGUUCUUAUUUGCCCAGCUACAUCAUGAAGCAUGGGUGAGAUUUGUGAUUCUUUGUGUUGUCAUGGUUGGUGUUUAUGCAAUAUACGGUCAAUAUCAUGCUAACCCCAGUGCAGAAGAGAAUGUCUAUCAAAGGGCACUAGAGGAAGAAGCUCUAUGAGUCAUUUGUUCAAUAUUAUACAAUGUGUGUUCAUUGGGGGCUGGUUAAAAUUUUGAAGUAAAUUAGCUAUUAGUCCUUCUGUUAGGAAUGUCCAUCUUAUAUGAAUAACUAUCUGGCUAUACUCACUACUAGAUUGUAUAUGAUAUGGUCAGGUAGCAUGUAUAUGAUGUAUGUCUUGUUUUCUACUUCAUAGAAAAAGAAAAAUCAUCAUGUAUUUUAUGCAAAUUUUAAGUUGAUCCAUCUUUUGCAUAUGUUGAGGCCUAUCAUUUUUCAAAGAGAGUCUGCCCCAUUAAAAAAUUUGAUAUGUAAUAAUUUAAAGUUGUGUGUGUGUAACAAGGCUAUUUCGAGCUGACAGUUGAAGGUGAGUUUCGUUUGAAAGAUGAAAUCAUCAAA